AUGAAGAAGAUAUUCUGUGUGAUCUCUGCGUUCCUCCUCUGCGUGUGGUGUGCCGGCGGGGUUGCGGCGGUAGGUGAGGAGAGGCGUGUAGUGGUGCCGGAUGUAGGUGGCUACGCGGUAGAGGCUACAGCGCAAGCAGCACAAUUGCCAGCUGCUGUUCCUUGUGCCACUGGCACUCCUUCAUCUGAUGGAACGUGCAAGGAUGAGAGGGCAAGCGAUGGAAAUGUGGACACUGGAGAGUGUAAUGAACAGUCUACGUCUGAAAUAUGCAAAGUACCAAAGCCUCUUAAGGAUUGCAGUAAAGAAGUGCCUCCGAAUUGCGAAAUGUCCGUGGGUGCUGCCCUGAUUAAGCCUUGCGAAGGUGAAAAGAAGGAUAACUGCAAGGGUCAGGAGGAGGUGGUGCCCGACGGUACGGGUGGUCCAAGAGUUGGUGCCGGGGAUGACUCUGAGCGUACCGGUGGCGACAAUUCUCGUUGCAAGAAAGGUCAACCUAACACAGAUGAGUCGUGUAAGUCCUUGGGUACUAAAUCUCUUACCGAAGAGAAUUUGGAGCACGGCACAUCAGCUGAACGAACUGGUCUAAGUCCAGCUGCACCCCUACUUUCAAACGUGACCGAAAGAGAUAGGAGUGAGGGCGGCGGCGGCGGCGAUGGGUCCUGUGUUCCCACUAAGGGCACGCCGUGUACGACGCCGCCACUUAAGCCCACGCCUGACGGUCCUGCGCCCCACUCUUUAUCCCUUCCGCAGCAGAAGCUCGGUCAAGUGGAGACGGUUAAAGGAAGUAUGAAGAGUGAUGGAAACCCAGAUGGGCACAAGACUGAACAAGCUGAGCGGCAGGUUACUGCUGAUGCUACUAGUGAUGGUGUGGCCGACUUGAAUGACAAAUUGCAGGAUAAAAAGAAAAACGAUAACAAAGCUAAGGUGGGCACCAACAGUGACAGAGAAACUUCUGGGAGAGAAAUCACUGGUUGCCCCACAGAUACCAACAGGAGUGAACUGAACUCUGAUGCUCCAUCAUCCGAAGAGCAUAAUCCCGAAGCUAUCAGUUCUGCAGAGGAUAUUUCCAGCGGCGGGUCUUUUAAACGUCCUUCCCAAGAUGCCGGUGAGCAAGAUCACUCCAAACAAUCGCGGACGCCUUCCCCCACUGCCUCAUCAAGUACACCAGAGGCCACAAACGACAAAACAAGCAGCAACCCUGUGGCUGAAAAUAUAAAAACUACAAAUAAUGCGGACAGCAGCGUCAGUCCUGUGUGGGUGCAUGCACCGCUGCUUCUGCUGGCGUUGUUUGCAGUAACGGCUGUGUGA
Molecule: messenger RNA, 1305 nt
Organism: Trypanosoma grayi
Lineage: Eukaryota; Euglenozoa; Kinetoplastea; Trypanosomatida; Trypanosomatidae
Exons: 1
Coding region: 1-1305 (434 amino acids)
Source: RefSeq, a predicted model, not a curated record